Messenger RNA from Prunus armeniaca (apricot), 414 nucleotides. The record is from the annotation of a GenBank genome assembly. Lineage: Eukaryota; Viridiplantae; Streptophyta; Magnoliopsida; Rosales; Rosaceae.
AUGGUGGCUUCCCGUGGCGGUUGCAGUGGUCGUGGUUAUGGCGAUUAUAGCAGAGUUGCUAGUUGCGGUGGUCGCGUUUUUGGCGAUCAUGGUUCUUUCUCACCCUCAUGCUCUGAAUUUUUCUUAGGUCGUAGUUUUUCUGGCACACCUAACAGGUCCACAUCAGCAGCAUCUUGGCAAUACUUUUGGGCCUGGUCCUAUUGGGCCACCGCCAUUUGGCUUUACUCCUUCUCUUUUGGGCCUCCUUCUACUCGUGGGCCUAUUCAAUGUUUCAAUUGUCAUGGUUUUGGCCACAUUGCUACUGUCUGUCCCUCCAAGGCUUCUUCGGUGCCUUUGCUCAACAUCCUUCGCAUAGUGGCCAUCAACAAUGGGUUGUUAAUACCAGUGCUAACACUCAUAUUACCAACGACUUGA